This is a messenger RNA of Camellia sinensis, 819 nucleotides long. NCBI's taxonomy places the organism in Eukaryota, Viridiplantae, Streptophyta, Magnoliopsida, Ericales, Theaceae. The record is from RefSeq and is a predicted model, not a curated record.
AUGGCUUUCCAUACUUAUUGUUUGUAUCAUUUGAAGAUGAACUUGAGGCAUCAUUUGCGUGGUAUGUUUCAUGGAUUGAAAGAAAAGCUGAUCACUUUGUUUGGGAAAUGUGCAUAUGCUCCAACUGAAGAAACAUUUCAUCAAUGUUUGGUUGAGUUGAAGACUGAAGGUGGGUCAAGAGUUGAAAAGUUUUUAGAUGACAUACCAUAUGAUCAUUGGAGUAAUGCAUAUUUUCGAGGGCAACGCUUUGGAGAGAUGUGGCCAAAUGCAGCUGAAUUUUUCAAUUCGUGGAUACGAGAGGAACGCCAGUUGCCUAUCACAAAGUUGAUUGAUAGUGUAAGAAUUAAGUUGAUGAGGAAAAUUGCUAAGAGGAGGGAACUUGUUAAUAAAUGGAAUGGUUUGAUUUGCCCUAAAAUAGAGACCAAGUUGCAUGAUGGUUUUAAUACUUCGAGGCCAUGGAUUGUUAGUUCAUCUGGAAAUGAUGUCUAUGAGUUGAAAGGGUUUCCAUAUGCACAUGCAAUUGGUGUUAUACAAAAGAGUGGACAUGAUUUGAGUUUAUUUGUUGAUCAAUACUUCUAUGUUCAAAGUUAUCGAGAGUCCUACUCUUUUUCCAUAUAUCCUGUUCCUUCAAUUUGGAAACCAGAUUGUAAUGUUGAUGGUGAUAAUGAAGUUGUUCUUCCUCCUUUGUCUAAGAAGCAACCAGGAAGGCCAAAUAAGAAAAGGAUUCGUUCAAAUGGUGAGAAAGUGAGACAAAUUACUUGUAGUAGAUGUGGGAAGGUUGACAAUCACAAUAAGAAAUCGUGUAACGAGGCUUUGUGA